AUGCGCGCCUUCGGCGUCAUGCUCCCCGCGAGGGCUCCCGCCGGCAUGCCGCGCGGACUUGUCCUGCCGCCCCGCCGCCCCGCCCUUCGCCUCCGCUCCGGAACGGCGCCCCGAUCGGCCCGAUCGGCCGCGAUCCCAGCCGGGCUCCGGAGGCCCAGGAUGCCGGGGGCAGUCGCUGAACUACAGCGCGAGCGGGUUCGAGGAGGAUUUGGGGGCCCCGUUCGAGCGGUCCCCGGUGGGGCCUCAAAGCCGCAGCAGGAGGAGCCGCCCUCUCGGGCCGGGCAAACCGCGGGCACGCCUACCUUGGGCAACGGUGGAGAGGUGGUCAAUGGCGGUGAUGGGGGCAUUGGGGGUAAUGUACAGGCGCCCCAGGCGCCCGUGCUCGGCCAGACUCGGCCAGAGCUCCGGGAAGACGACCCGCCCGCCCCGGUGGCUCGGACGAUCGGCAUCAACGAGGAAAGGCCGGCCUGCGAUCUGCGGCCGGAGUGGGGUGCCGGGACGAUCCUGCCCGCUUCCACGCUGGACCUAUACAAGCUCAAUCUCGCCCCGUUUAUGAGCAGUGAGUACCGCUACACCCGGGACAGCGUGCAGGACUACCGGAAGAGCAUUGGUCUGCCGCCCCUAAAAGAACCCCUGGACGCGUUCAGGGUCGGCGUGUGGUGCAGCCUGGGGGAUUUUUUGAAGGCGGCGGUCGGCGGCAAGGCAAAGGCGGCGGCAAUGGCUUCAGGCGCGAGCGACGCGGAUUCGAACGCCGCCGCGGCGAAGGCGCUGGAGCCGAUCGCGCCGUUGAUCGAAGCCACCAGCGCGCCGUUCAAGUACGUCACGGACCGGCACGUCCACAUGCUCCCGGAGCUGGGGGGGAGGAAGGGCCAGCGGGUGCUGUACAUUGGGAACGAGGACCCGUGGGGGGAGGGGGCGGAAGUGCACGCCCUGAAGCGCGUGCUGGUGGACCUGAGCCGCCGCGGCGCCCACCUGGACAAGAACAAUGUCUACGCGCUGGUGAAUGCCGGCGGCGGCCCAGAGCAGGUGGCGGCCGGCAACGGCAUCACGCACGGCGUGACCCACGGAGGACGGAUUUCGCUCGCCUGGAAUGAUGAGCUCGAAAGGGUGCUGGAAAAGAGGGGCGAACCGGAUGUGGCCGAUUUGGAUGGAUUGAAGAUCCUGUGGUACGACCAGCCCGCGAACUAUGCUGGCAACCCGACCACGGUGGAGGACGACUCCCCCUGCUGGUGGUCGCUCACGGUGUUCGACCCCUCGACGAUCGCAUGGCGCGGCGCGGAGGGCGGGGAGAUGCCGGACACGGACACUUUCAAGGCCUGGGCGGAGAACACGGAGAUGUGGUCGGCGCUUGACGCGCUGGUCGUGCCCUACCCCGAGGACACGGCCGAGGACCGCAUGGCGGGGCGGAGGACGUUUUCGCGCAACCCGGUGGAGAUCAAGAAGGCAACGGACCUGGGGCCGUGGGCGGAGGCCGUGCUGGGCGCUGCCUGCUCGCCUGAGGGCGAAGCAACCAGGAGCGAGGCUAUGGACACUCUGGCCGGGUAUGCAGAGUACUGCGAGGAAGGAAAAGUUAAUGUAAAAAAUGCGGGCCUUAAUGUGGUGCUAAAUAGGCGCAGCGUGGAAGAGGGGCGGAUUAGCGAGGCCGCUUUCAGGAGGUUAGAGGCCAUGGCCGCGGAGUUUGAGGGCCGGAGUCCCGAGGAGGCCUGGGGGGUGUUAGCGGACAAGGGGUACGUCAACGCGGAGCAGAUGACCAACAUCCGGUACAGGGGGUACCACAGGCAGAGGCUGCGGGUACUGGAUGACCGGGUGAGGCCGUGGACGGAUUAUGGGCCUAAAGGGGUGGAGACGGACCCGGGGAGGGACGGCUGCGGGCUGUUCACACGGCCGGUUACGGUCGUCACGCUUUUCGCGCACUUUAUGGCGAGUAACUUUCCGAGAGAGGAGGUCGGGAAGGGAUUUGCGGCAUCGCUAAAUGGGGUGCUGGGAAGGCCGGAUGGGGAUCCAGCUCGAGCGGCACUGGUUGGGAUGUUGCAGGCUGAAGGAUUGGGGGAGGAUGAGACUGGGAAGCUGGCUGGGGCCCUGGCGGCCGAUUUUCAAGGGGCGUUUAUCCAGGUGCAGAAGGGGCAGUUGCAUGAGAAGCUUCGGUACAACAAGAUGGACGGUGCGGACAAGAAGAAGGUCGACCACUACAUCGAGGCCUUCACGAAGGUGGUGACGGACAGGAGCCUGACUCGCGACGCCGCGGUGGUGAGCAUCAAGGAGCUCAACGAGGAGUUUCGCGAUGUUUUCUUCCCUUCGCUGCUGGGUAAGAUGGGUGACACCAAGGAGGACGCGGACAGCCGGGGACUGCAGUUCUACUCGCCGCUGCAGGGCAUCGAGGGCCCCAAGGGUGCGCCGUUCAUGCCCGAAUACGUCGGCCACCAGCACCUGGCUUUCAUGGUGAAGGAUCGGUACCGGACAUCCGAGUAG
Ostreobium quekettii is the source of this 2469-nucleotide messenger RNA. The record is from the annotation of a GenBank genome assembly. NCBI's taxonomy places the organism in Eukaryota, Viridiplantae, Chlorophyta, Ulvophyceae, Bryopsidales, Ostreobiaceae.